Molecule: messenger RNA, 1460 nt
Organism: Myotis lucifugus (little brown bat)
Lineage: Eukaryota; Metazoa; Chordata; Mammalia; Chiroptera; Vespertilionidae
Gene: IQCE
Product: IQ motif containing E
Exons: 13
Molecular function (GO): protein binding
Source: RefSeq, a predicted model, not a curated record
UCGUGUCCACAGAUCCACCGCCUCCAGACACUGCUGGCGAGCUCGGAACCGUCGGGACGGAAGCCCGCGGGGGAGCGGAAGGCCGGCCUGCGGCGGCAGCGGAAGCUGAGCGGUGCCCUGCUGAGCCUGUCGCGCAGCGUGCAGGAGCUCACCGAGGAGAACCAGAGCCUCAAGGAGGACCUGGACCGCGUGCUCAGCAGCUCGCCCACCGUCGCCCGGACCAAGGGGUGCGUGGAGUGGAGCAAGCCCCGGCUGCUGCGGCGGAUUGCGGAGCUGGAGAAGAAGAUCAGGUCGCUGGAGAGCCCCCCGCCGCAGGCCUCGGACGGGGGCCGGUCCGACGCCCUGGUGCUCUGCGCGUCCAGCACGUGGGGGCACCGGCAGGAGGACGGCGAGCGCCAGGACGACGGCGAGCGGCUCCGGGGCGCCCUGCGGAGCCUGAAGGGCGAGCGGAAGGCCCUGCGGGCCCAGCUGCAGGAGAGAGAUCUGGAGGUGAGGCAGCUGCUGCAGGCCAAGGCCGAUGUGGAGAAGGAGCUGGAGGAGGUGCGGCGAGGAGAGGAGGCCAGGCGAGCGCGGGAGGCGGCCCUGAGAGAGGAGAUCCAAGCACUGACCCGGAAGUGUCAGGACCUGCAGGCAGCGAAGGAGGCAGAGGAAGACGACCCCACGGAGGGGACCCCUGAGGCCCCGGAGGAGCCCCGGCCUGGGCCUGCCGGCAGUCCCUCUCCGCAGGACUCGGAGCCCGGCGCCAGCGAGGACAGCCCGUCCCAGCCCUGCGCCUGCUCCGAGCAGCGGAGACACGCAGCCGCCAGCACCCUGCAGGCCCGGUGGAAGGUGUACAGGCGCCAGAAGAGGGAGGCCGCGCUGGGCCAGGCGGCCACGGUGCUCCAGGCGGCCUUCCGCGGACACCUGGCUCGGGCGAGGCUAUUGGCGAGCCCAGCGUGUGGUCCCGGACCUCCCAGUGUGCCCGGCCUCCCCAGCCAGAGCCCUCCCUCACCCCGCCCUCCGAGCCCCGUUGUCCAGGCCGAGGGCGACCCCAGGCAGGAGGCGGCCGUCACCCUCAUCCAGUCGGUGUUCCGGGCACACCUGGCACGGGUCGGGCACAGGACCGGGGCGCUUCCUGCAGCCUCUACCAGGACACCUGUUCGGGCCACACUCAGCCUGCCCUCCCCGCCAGCGCCCCCUGUGGCGCCUGCUGGUCAGGAAGACGGUGAAGUGAGCGGCGGGGACGCCAUGGAGGGCCCAGCCCCGCAGCCCUGCCCUGCCGAGCCCCCUCCCUCGUCUGCGCCCUGGGAAGACGUCUCCUCGGACGACUCGGACGAAGUCAUCAUGGCUCCAGCUCUGCCCGCGAAGAGAAGCCCCUCCCUGCCCCCCUCCCUGCCCCCCGCCCUGCCCCCCGCCCUGGGUCCCUGCGGGCGCACCGCGCACAGGGACGCUCUGUCCGCGGAAAGCUAAGUUUAGCAGAA